Aphanomyces astaci is the source of this 189-nucleotide messenger RNA. RefSeq lists its product as hypothetical. The transcript has a single exon. The coding region runs from base 1 to 189 and encodes 62 amino acids. Lineage: Eukaryota; Oomycota; Saprolegniomycetes; Saprolegniales; Verrucalvaceae. The record is from RefSeq and is a predicted model, not a curated record.
AUGGUUCCCUUCAAGCGACAUCUGCGAGACCUAUGGAUUGCAGAAGAUAUCAGCGACGCUGAAGGCGGUGACCAAGUACCAGCGAAGGUCAAGCGUAUCACGCUCAUUAACCGAGCCAUGAAGGCAUGGGAUAUGGUCACCCCUGAGGAGGUUCGAGGUAGCUUCUUCGAGGCGAUUCCGAAGUCGUAG